AGCUGAUAGAAUAUAAUUCAUCCUUCUCAAACGCCUUGCUUGCCCACUCUACAAAAUCCAGAAUCUACCAUUUUUCUGCUUUUUACAAUUUAGGGUUUCGUUCAUCUGUAAUUUCUUCAAUGGCGGAUCAGACCUUGGGGUUUGUUGAAUCCGAGGAGAUCUCUGAUUCCUUUGUAUGCUGCGUUUGUUUGGAUCUUCUAUACAAGCCUAUAGUGCUUUCUUGUGGUCACAUAUCAUGUUUUUGGUGCGUGCAUCACUCCAUGGAUGGUUAUAGAGAAUCACAUUGUCCAAUAUGUAGAAAUCCGUACACCCAUUUUCCAACCAUCUGCCAAUUGCUUCACCGUUUGCUUCAGAAGAUGUAUCCCCUUGCCUAUAAGAAAAGGGAAUUGCAAACUUUAGAAGAGGAGAAGAAAAAUGGUUAUUUCUCACCUCAGCUGGAUGGCAAUGCUUGUAACACUUCAACUGAGCAAGAUCUUCAUUGUAUUGAAAACUCUGCAUGCGAGGAAUCCUGUCCUAAUAUAAAGCAGUUAGAUUCCAGAUAUCAGGUUCGUCAUGAUGGGGAUUUCAAACAAUUUACUGGGCCUGUUCAGGACGAGUCCUGUGGAGAUAAAAAGCAGUUAGUGUCCAGGUUUCAAGUUCCGGACAAAUGUUUGAUUAUACCUGAGAAAGACCCUGAUGAAAAUCGUAAGAUGGCUGGCACUGGGACUGGCAAUGAAAUGAAUAUCCCUAAAGAGCAGCAUAAUGGGAAUUUCAAGCAAGUUACAGUGGAGGAUGUGCUAUGUGCUACAUGCAAACAGCUGCUUUUUCGUCCCAUGGUUCUUAACUGUGGUCAUGUACAUUGUGAGAGUUGUCUUGUAGUAGAAUCUUGUGACAAGAUGAUUACAUGUCAAGUGUGUCAAAGUUUGCAUCCAAAGGGGUUUCUGAAUGUUUGUUUGGAGCUUAAUCAGUUUCUGGAGCAGUGCUUUCCCAGAGAAUAUGCAUUUAGGAGAGAUGCUGCACAGCUCAAAAAAAUCAACUUUAAGGAUCCAAGCAUGAUUCCAAAUUUGAAAGAAGGUAGUAAAAAAGCAGGAAAUGUUCAAUGGUGGCGUGACCCUCGUGUAUAUAAUGCUCAUUUUGGUGUUGGCUGUGAUUAUUGUGGGAUGUAUCCAAUAAUUGGGGAGAGGUAUAGAUGCAAAGAUUGUUUGGAGAAAAUAGGAUUCGACCUAUGCAGUGGUUGCUACAAUACUACUUCCAAGCUUCCCGGACGGUUCAAUCAGCAGCACACCCCAGAUCACAAGUUUGAGAAUAUACCAGCAAAACCAGCAAACACUCUUCGAAUACCUAUGGCUAUAUAUGGAUCUACCCAUCUAGUCUUCGGUAACUAUUCUCCAGAAAUUUCGGAAGAUGACUCUACUCCUCACUCUCUCUCUGGUGAUGCUCAUGAGAAUGCAGAAUUCAGUUCGGCUGCUCAUGCCCCUGCUUCCUCUGGUAGUGGUGAGGAGGAUGAUCGAGCCAACUCGGGAUCCACUGCUUGAAUUCAAAAUCUGAACAGAGCCAAUGAUCAUUUGCUCAUCAAGGUGAGAGCACUCAAGGUUGCUUGCUGUACAUGGCCGAUAUAAUGAGGCCACAAGACACUGUACAUAUUAAUUUUCUCAUAUUUUUGCAAUUGUUUGGGUUGUUUCCAAAGGCUUUUAUGGAAUUCAUGUUCAAACCCCAGCUUCUUCGAUCUGCCUUGUGAUUGAGAAGAAUGCAGUUGGCUUGGAUUCCAGGUCUCCAUAAUAUGGACACAGCCUAGAGCUUCGAUAACUCCACACUUCGAUAUGGUAGAGAGCUGUGCUUGUCAUGCCAUUGGUGUAUAAAAAAAGUGCUCAAAAAUUAUAUAUUUGCUUGUUUUAUAUUUAUAUUAUAUCAUUCCUUUGUAGUUAUUACCAUCAUUUUAGGGCCUUAGGCGAAUAAUUAAUAAGUGCAUCGUCUUCAUCACUUACCAAGGUGUUGAACCAUCGUCGGGGGUGUUUGGUUUGAUGAGAAUGAGAAUGAGAAUGUCAAAUCUAACUCAUGUUUGUUAAAUUUAUUUUUAACGGUUUGGGGUUUGUGUUUCUACGUGGAUUCUAUUUUUUAGCUUGAUUUAUGAGUAAUUUUAACCUCUUUAAAUA
Molecule: messenger RNA, 2132 nt
Organism: Humulus lupulus (European hop)
Lineage: Eukaryota; Viridiplantae; Streptophyta; Magnoliopsida; Rosales; Cannabaceae
Product: E3 ubiquitin-protein ligase PRT1
Exons: 7
Coding region: 120-1514 (464 amino acids)
Biological process (GO): proteasome-mediated ubiquitin-dependent protein catabolic process
Molecular function (GO): ubiquitin protein ligase activity; zinc ion binding
Source: RefSeq, a predicted model, not a curated record